This is a messenger RNA of Metarhizium brunneum ARSEF 3297, 426 nucleotides long. Lineage: Eukaryota; Fungi; Ascomycota; Sordariomycetes; Hypocreales; Clavicipitaceae. The record is from RefSeq and is a predicted model, not a curated record.
AUGGAGAGCUUCAGGGCCGGACCUGGUGUCUCGUGGUUGUCGGCCGCCCCCAAGGAGCCGUCGAGGACUGGCCAGACUUCGCGCAGCACAUGCACUCAGACGCCUAUCGGCCUCCACCCCGUCGGGGGGCUCGGGCGCGGCCCUGCAAUCGAAUUGCUCGACACCGGGACCCUUUCUGCUGGAACAGACCCCUGUCGCAUGGUGUUUUGCAUCAUGUUUGCUGCUCUGCACUCUUGGCCAUCUGAGCAUCGUGGCUGCAUGAGCCGGAGCGCUGAGUGGACCAGGCUUGCCAGGCUAGCAGACUCUCAGGCUCCUCAGGCUCCUCAGGCGCCUCAGGCGCUCCAGUCACUCCAGUCACUCCAGGUCGGGCGAUCAGUUGAUGUCAGCGCUGCACUUGCCGUCACAAACACCAACAUUGAAAAGUGA